Messenger RNA from Anopheles nili, 900 nucleotides. RefSeq names its product ejaculatory bulb-specific protein 3 (gene EbpIII). The transcript is spliced from 2 exons. The record is from RefSeq and is a predicted model, not a curated record. The coding region runs from base 63 to 443 and encodes 126 amino acids. NCBI's taxonomy places the organism in Eukaryota, Metazoa, Arthropoda, Insecta, Diptera, Culicidae.
CAUCUGCCUGAAUUCAGUGAGCAACGAGCGAGUUCCACCAAACGUUAAACACCCGUGUAGAGAUGAAAUUCUUCGUCGUCGUCGCCCUGGCGCUGGUUGCCGUCGUUGCCGCCCAGGACAAGUACACCACCAAGUAUGAUGGAGUCGAUCUCGAUGAGAUUCUGAAGUCGGACCGCCUGUUCAACAACUACUACAAGUGUCUGCUGGAUCAGGGCCGCUGCACCCCGGACGGUAACGAGCUGAAGCGCAUCCUGCCGGACGCCCUCAAGACCGAUUGCGCCAAGUGCAGCGAGAAGCAGAAGACCGGCACCGAGAAAGUGAUCAACUACCUCAUCGACAACCGCAAGGACCAGUGGGAGAACCUGCAGAAGAAGUACGACCCGGAGAACAUCUACGUCAACAAGUACCGUGACGACGCCAAGAAGAAGGGCAUCAACCUGUAAGGUAUGGGACGCUGAAUUUUUGUCAGUGUCUGUUCACGCAAACCGACCCUCUCUCAUGGCAAUGGGUGAUUGGAAAAUGACGAGAUACCGUUUAAGAACCGAAGCGCAUACCGAGCCAACUCCAAACAGAACUGGUGCCGUCUAGUGUGCUGUCGUUUGGCCGACGCACGAACACCUUUUAUAGAAUAGAACCUUAGAAGCGCCAACAACGGAAGUAACUCAACACCAAACGUUGCUUUCGAGCCCACCUGGGCUGCUUUGGUGAUGUGAUAUGGGAAUGUAGAUCAGCGGUUGUCUUUAAAUCAAACAAAAAUCAAAUCAUUCCUGAUUCGUACCUGCAAGCUGGCAACAGCUGCGGCGAAGUGAUCGAUCAAGCCAAGCUGUGCCUUCUGAGUGAAAUUCAACCUCAAACUUCAUCAGUAUACAAAUAAAUACAGUCCAACAAACAAUUUUAACA